CCGAUUGCUAGUAAAGGGGCAGUGCUUUUGUUUAGUAAUGGUCUGGCUGCCCUUGACUCCUCAUGGUUAUGGGUUAGGGUUCCAUCCAGAUUAGGCAUACACAUUGUGAAGCGUAGAUCCAAAUGGCCUCUCUAAUUUCCUUAUUAUAGUCAGUAAUCUUCUGAAUCGUCGCACUCCUAUUCCUCUUCUUCCUGGUCUUCGUGAUCUUCUCCUCGCAGCAUGGCAUCCUUCACUCUUGUCAGCGCCUACGCGGCUGCUGGCGUGCUGGCAAUCAUCGUCUUAAAUGUCUUGCGUCAGCUCCUUUUUCGUAACAAGACUGAUCCACCCCUUGUUUUCCACUGGAUCCCUUUCCUGGGUAGUACCGUUACUUAUGGGAUGGACCCUUAUGCGUUUUUCUUUUCUUGCAGACAAAAGUAUGGCGACAUCUUUACCUUCAUAUUGCUUGGUCGAAAGAUCACAGUAUAUCUGGGCAUUCAAGGCAACGAAUUCAUUCUCAAUGGCAAGCUGAAGGAUGUCAAUGCCGAGGAGAUCUAUAGCCCGCUCACUACGCCAGUCUUUGGCUCUGACAUUGUGUAUGAUUGUCCAAACUCAAAGCUUAUGGAGCAGAAAAAAUUCAUCAAAUUUGGCCUCACUCAGGCUGCACUGGAGUCGCAUGUACCAUUGAUUGAAAAAGAAGUGCUUGAUUACCUCAAGACAUCACCCAACUUCAAGGGGACAUCUGGCAGGGUGGAAAUCACGGGUGCCAUGGCUGAAAUCACUAUCUUCACUGCCGGUCGGGCACUGCAAGGCGAGGAGGUUCGCAAAAAGCUCACUGCGGAGUUCGCAGAUUUGUAUCAUGACCUUGAUCGGGGGUUCACUCCAAUCAACUUCAUGCUUCCGUGGGCACCGCUGCCGCGUAACCGCAAGCGGGAUGCAGCCCAUGUGCGCAUGAGGGAGAUCUAUAUGGACAUCAUCAACGAGCGCCGCAAGAACCCGGACCGGGAGACGUCGGACAUGAUCUGGAACCUCAUGCAUUGUACCUACAAAAAUGGACAGCCUGUGCCGGACAAGGAGAUCGCCCAUAUGAUGAUCACUUUACUAAUGGCAGGUCAGCACUCAUCGUCAUCCAUUAGCUCUUGGAUCAUGCUACGACUAGCCUCUGAGCCCGCAGUCAUGGAAGAACUCUAUCAGGAACAAAUUACAAAGCUCAGCCCGGAUGGAAGUACCCUUCCGCCACUGCAGUACCGCGAUCUGGACCUUCUGCCCCUUCAUCAGAAUCUCAUCAAGGAAACUCUACGCUUACACCUUUCCAUUCACUCUCUCAUGCGCAAGGUCAAGAACCCGAUGCCAGUUCCUGGCACACCCUACGUCGUCCCCGCAGACCACGUUCUACUAGCAUCUCCCGGUGUGACCGCUCUCAGUGAUGAAUACUUCCCCAACGCAUCCCGCUGGGAUCCCCAUCGCUGGGAGAACCGUGUUGAAAAGGAGGAUGAAGGGGACAUGGUCGACUACGGUUAUGGCACUGUGUCCAAAGGAACAUCCAGUCCUUAUUUGCCCUUUGGCGCUGGCCGCCAUCGCUGCAUUGGAGAGAAAUUUGCCUACGUUAACCUGGGAGUAAUUGUGGCGACCAUGGCGCGGCACAUGAAGCUAUUCAAUGUAGACGGCAAGAAAGGGGUACCUGCCACAGACUACUCGUCUAUGUUCUCCGGUCCUGCGAAACCAGCGAUUAUUGGUUGGGAGCGUCGCUUCUCGGAAAAGUCAUGAGCCCUAGUUAAAGCCUUCCCUGGGAAGUCGAUCUGUUCGAUCAAAGCAGUCCCCUAUCGUCGGCUUUUUUACCGCCGUGUAACAUGGUCAUCUUUCUGAAACCUAUCUAGAGUCAACCAUAGUUGGCGCCGCACCCUGAAAAGGAUAUGUAUAAUGUUAGCAUUAGAAACUAUUAUUAAUAAUGUUAUGCCCACAGCAUG
Messenger RNA from Aspergillus caelatus, 1943 nucleotides. Its product is annotated as cytochrome P450. Gene Ontology annotation, biological process: ergosterol biosynthetic process. Gene Ontology annotation, molecular function: monooxygenase activity; iron ion binding; oxidoreductase activity, acting on paired donors, with incorporation or reduction of molecular oxygen. The record is from RefSeq and is a predicted model, not a curated record. Lineage: Eukaryota; Fungi; Ascomycota; Eurotiomycetes; Eurotiales; Aspergillaceae. The coding region runs from base 220 to 1743 and encodes 507 amino acids. The transcript is spliced from 2 exons.